AUGUCGAGUUUUAGAGCAGCUUUUAAGGGAAUCAAUGUCAAGGCAUUAUCAUAUGUGGUUGGUGCUGGUGCACUAGCAGGCAGCGUAACUGGUGCUGUGAUGGAGCACCAGAACUGGGAAAACUCUAACAACCGUAACUACAACAAGCAGAAGCUUGCUGCAUUGGCAGCUGCACAUCUUGCUGCGAAGGAGAAGAACGAUGCAUCGAAGUACCAGCAAGUUUACAAUGACAUUGCUCUCAAGAUGAGGGAGGAAGAUGAGUACGAUGAAUACAUUGGGUACGGUCCGGUCCUUGUACGUCUCGCAUGGCACUGUGCAGGAACGUGGGAUAAGAAGGACAACACUGGUGGUUCCUUUGGUGGUACUUACAGGUUUAAGAAGGAGAACACCGACCCAUCGAACAAUGGGCUACAGAACGCCGCACACUUUUUAGAGCCUAUCCAUGCCAAGUACCCAUGGUUAUCACACGGUGAUUUGUACACAUUGGGUGGUGUCACAGCGAUCCAAGAAAUGCAAGGCCCUAAAAUCCCAUGGAGAUCAGGCCGUGUGGACCAACCGGAGGAAACUACACCAGAUAACGGUAGACUACCCGAUGCUACCAAGGAUGCCAAAUACGUCAGAUGUUUCUUCAGCAGACUAGCCUUUAACGACAGAGAAGUUGUUGCCCUCUUGGGUGCCCACGCCCUUGGUAAGACGCACUUGAAGAACUCAGGUUUCGAGGGUCCAUGGGGUGCUGCAUCAAAUAUGUUCACUAACGAAUUCUACAACAAUUUGCUAAACGAAAAAUGGAAGCUCAUCACCAACGAAGCCGGAAACAAGCAAUACAUCAACGACAAGGGUUGGAUGAUGCUACCAACCGAUAUGGCAUUGGUUCAAGACUCCAAGUACUUGCCUAUAGUAAAAGAAUUCGCCAAGAACGAGAAUGCCUUCUUCCAAGAAUUUACAAAGGCCUUUGUCAAGUUACUAGAGAACGGUAUCGAGUUCCCAAAGGAGAACAAACCAAUUGUUUUCAAGACUCUUGACGAACAAGAUCUAUAA
Kluyveromyces marxianus DMKU3-1042 is the source of this 1038-nucleotide messenger RNA. RefSeq names its product cytochrome-c peroxidase (gene CCP1). Gene Ontology annotation, molecular function: peroxidase activity; heme binding. Gene Ontology annotation, biological process: cellular response to oxidative stress; hydrogen peroxide catabolic process; response to reactive oxygen species. Lineage: Eukaryota; Fungi; Ascomycota; Saccharomycetes; Saccharomycetales; Saccharomycetaceae. The record is from RefSeq and is a predicted model, not a curated record. The transcript has a single exon. Bases 1 to 1038 code for a protein of 345 amino acids.